AUGAACACGAGGAUAAGACUACAACAACGUGACGUGCUCACCAAGGACCAAACGGAACACCCAAAUCUGAAGAUACUUAGAAGAUCCGGCAUCGUUUCGACGCGAUUCUGGCAAGCUGAGUACGACGCGGUCGAGGUGUCUCUUCAUCCUAGUGAAUCGUCGCCAGUCACCGAAAACAAGGACGCUCGAUACCAGGACGAUGUGCCACAUCUCAUCCUAUUCGGAGAUCGCCUCAAGACAACUAUUGGCUGCCGCCCGACGAAGAGUUUAAAAAAUCGGGCGUACCAAACCAGGGUCGUUGACAAGCGCCGGCGACAGUACUUGAGCACGGUUGGAAAACGAGAUCUUACACUGAGGCCGAUAAACGACUCGCAUGGAUUGCGCGUGUUCGUUCAAGUUACACUCAUCGCGAAAAUCUUCGACCCAGGCUAUUUUAGUGAUGAACACAGCGCAUACAACGAGAACGUCAUCUUGUGGAGACCUCUACAGCUUGAACGCUGUUUUUCCGACAAGGAGGACUGCCCCGUGCGCUCAGAGGUGGACUUGGACAAUGUUCGUGGUGUGCUGGCCGAUCUGGAAAAGGUUGAGCCGGCGGAUCCGAUGAAGAAACUUAAGAAUCUGGCAUAUUGGGAAGAGGUCGUUAAUAAGCAGGGGCGGAGCUUUUUCUACCUUGAACGCAAAUACAGUGGUAUCACCCUUGUCGACACAAAACCACCAACUGCACAGUCUUUGCCACCUCACGCGACGCAGGGCAUCGAGGGGGAUAAGUCCAUUGAUCGCCGCCUGCCGCUUCCAUCGCUCCCGACGAGUAGUCGGCGGCACCCUGCCAUCGCUCAAGUAGCGCCCCUCAGCGACGAAUACAGCUCAUUGUCCGACCUGCUCACUCUCCUCAACAUAUCUGUGUCGCAGGAAGUAGAAGCCUAUUGUCGCCUUCGCGCCCAUACCACGCACAUCCUCUCCAUAGGGGAAGGAAUCUUGUGUUCUCGUCCCUGCAAAGAGCGCAAUGGCUACCAUCGUCGACCUUUAGCCGAGGAUGCCCCGACCGACGACGUGGUGUGGAGUUUUGCGAAGAAAGGCUACCCAGUCGGGUUUGCAAAUCCAACUGAACAAUUGGGCGUAUCCGACGAAUGCACGAGUUCUAUGCUGGAGGAAAUAAACCUUACUGCUGCGUUCAGGAUCAGAGAUCUUUAUGGACCAGACAUAGCCUGUGUUUUUCUCGACGUCAAGGACACCCAAUAG
Messenger RNA from Desarmillaria tabescens, 1239 nucleotides. RefSeq lists its product as uncharacterized. The transcript is spliced from 8 exons. The record is from RefSeq and is a predicted model, not a curated record. Lineage: Eukaryota; Fungi; Basidiomycota; Agaricomycetes; Agaricales; Physalacriaceae. The coding region runs from base 1 to 1239 and encodes 412 amino acids.